Meleagris gallopavo (turkey) is the source of this 1794-nucleotide messenger RNA. The record is from RefSeq and is a predicted model, not a curated record. NCBI's taxonomy places the organism in Eukaryota, Metazoa, Chordata, Aves, Galliformes, Phasianidae.
UGCAGAACUAUGGCAGCGGCAUGAGACCUCCGCCCAACUCCUUAGGCCCUGGCAUGCCUGGAAUUAACAUGGGGCCGGGAGCUGGCAGACCAUGGCCCAACCCCAGCAGUGCUAACUCUAUCCCAUACUCUUCUUCAUCGCCUGGUACAUAUGUGGGUCCUCCUGGUGGCGGCGGCCCUCCAGGGACACCCAUCAUGCCCAGCCCCGCAGAUUCAACAAAUUCAAGUGACAACAUCUACACAAUGAUUAAUCCAGUACCGCCCGCAGGCAGUCGAUCGAAUUUCCCGAUGGGCCCUGGCUCCGACGGCCCCAUGGGUGGCAUGGGUGGCAUGGAGCCCCAUCACAUGAAUGGAUCGUUAGGGUCAGGAGACAUAGAUGGACUUCCAAAAAAUUCUCCAAACAACAUAAGUGGCAUUAGCAAUCCCCCGGGCACUCCAAGAGACGACGGGGAGCUGGGAGGCAACUUUCUCCAUUCCUUCCAAAAUGACAAUUAUUCCCCCAGCAUGACGAUGAGUGUGUGAUUUCCCUCCCCCUCCUCCUCUCCAGGAUCAAGAGAGUCAGCUGCCGUUCGGAGGAUCUCAAAGAAUUAUGCAAGAAGAAGCUAGGUGUAUGGGCAGGGAGACGCGUGGCGGGGCCAGCACCCCAGGUUUAGUUUCAUGCAAUAAAAAGGCUGAACUUUUUAUUCCAUAAAACAUGAAGGACAAAACUUAAAAUAUUUCAAGACAUGAUGACAAGAUCCUUCUUUGUGCAGAAGGGUUUAUAUAUGUACAUGACACUUCUUUUUGGAAACAAAUGGAAGCCUCUAGCACCCAACUCCGAUCUCUUUGCUUUGUUCUUUUAAAUAAAGACAGAAACAGAACCCCGUUGUAUGUUUGUGCCGUGCGACACCAGGAAGCUAGUCUAGAUAUGAAAUCUCAUGUUGUCUCUGUUGUAGUCAUUUUUUAAAUAAACUGGACAGUUUACAAUGGUGGUUUUCGUUUGGAAGGCCUGGUUGGUUUUUGUUGGUUUUAUUUUUUGCUUCGGUUUUGUUGGUUGGUUUUUUUUUCCUUCUUUUUGUUUUGUUUUGGGUUCUAUUUGUGUUCAUUCGCAGCACAACGCUUCCUCCUCCAGCAACAAGAUGAAGAGACUCCACCACCUUGUGAUAAAGGCGCUAACGCAGGUGGCCCCCGUAGGAUCACAUCCUCGGUUCGCUGUGAUCUCCCUCCCCGUGGCUGUGGCAUGCACUGUGUUAGUCUGUCCCCCCUCCCGGAGUACGCCAAGAACUCUGUCCCUCCCUUCCUCGAGCUGGUUCACCACUAACACCAAUUUGACUUUUUAAAUCCACCGAAAGAAAGGAGAACCAAAGGGCUGCUCCGCCCUGGGACUUUGAAGCUGUGAUCUCAGCCAACCUCGGUUCUUUUGGGGCUUUUUUUUGCUUUGUCUUUUUGCUUUGUUAUUCCUUUAAAGAUGUGCUCUUGUCGGGGUUUCACUUCUCUGUGAGUCGGAACUGGAUGGAGAUCUUUUCUAAGCAGUUACUGUUGUUGCGAUGUAUCCUUGCUACUCUGUACGCUGUCGUAAGGACACAGCAGGAAGGGGCCCCGCGCUGGGAGGGGUGGGGUACCGUACGGCACCCCCUGCACUGCUCUUCGUUUUUCUCAAUCUCCAUUUCUGCUCCGUGUAUAUCAUACUCUGUAAAAUAUUAUCUCCCUGGAUUGACCCUUGUGCGGAUUAUUGAAAGCAUUGUAUCUUGUUUCAGUGUUUUUUCUUACCUUGUAGUCUGGUUCUAAAAUACCGAGAGGGGAAAAAAGAAAAAAA